AUGCCGAGAGAAAUUAUCACACUUCAAUGUGGUCAAUGCGGAAAUCAAAUAGGUGUGGAAUUUUGGAAACAGCUAUGCAAUGAACAUAAUAUUGAUCAAGAGGGUAUACUAAAAAAUAAUAAUUUUUUAAAUGAAGAUAGGAAAGAUAUAUUUUUUUACCAAGCCGAUGAUGAACAUUUUAUUCCGAGGGCUUUGUUAUUUGAUUUAGAACCUCGUGUAAUUAAUAGUAUCCAGACUAGCGAAUAUCGAAAUUUGUAUAAUCCUGAAAAUAUGUUUAUUUCUAAAGAAGGUGGAGGUGCAGGUAAUAAUUGGGGAUGUGGAUAUAGUCAAGGACAUAAAGUAGAAGAAGAAAUUAUUGAUAUGAUUGAUAGAGAAGUAGAUAAUAGUGAUAAUUUAGAAGGAUUUAUAUUAUCUCAUUCAAUAGCUGGUGGUACAGGUAGUGGUAUGGGUAGUUAUUUAUUAGAAUUAUUAAAUGAUAAUUAUUCAAAAAAAAUGAUUCAAACAUUUUCCGUAUUUCCAUUAUUAACAAAUGAAAGUAGUGAUGUAGUUGUACAGCCAUAUAAUAGUAUAUUAACAUUAAAAAGAUUAAUAUUAAGUACAGAUAGCGUGGUUGUAAUAGAUAAUACAUCUUUAAAUAGAAUAUUUGUAGAAAGAUUAAAAUUAAAUAAUCCUACAUUUCAACAAACUAAUACAAUUAUAUCUAAUGUAAUGUCUGCAUCAACAACAACAUUAAGAUAUCCAGGAAGCAUGAAUAAUGAUAUGAUAAGUUUAAUAUCUUCACUUAUAAUUAAUCCGAAAUGUCAUUUCUUGAUAACUUCUUAUACACCUAUAACAAUUGACAAACAUAUAUCGAAUGUACAAAAAACAACUGUUCUAGAUGUAAUGAAAAGAUUACUACAUACCAAAAAUAUUAUGGUAUCAGCACCUGUUCGAAGAGGGAUGUAUAUAUCUAUUUUAAAUAUAAUAAGAGGAGAAACAGAUCCUACACAAGUACAUAAAGGUUUACAAAGAAUUAGAGAUAGAAAAUUAGUUAAUUUUAUCAAAUGGAAUCCAGCAUCUAUACAAGUUACAUUAGCUAAACAAUCACCACAUGUAGUAUCUCAACAUAAAGUAUGUGGAUUAAUGAUGGCAAACCAUACAUCUAUAUCUGCCCUAUUUGAAAGAUGUGUAACACAAUUUGAUAGGUUAUAUAAAAGAAGAGCAUUCUUAGAAAAUUAUAAAAAGGAAUCAAUGUUCUCAAGUGCUGAUGGACAAGGUAACUUUGAAGAAAUGGAGUCUUCAAAAGAAAUCACACAAAAUCUAAUUGAUGAGUAUAAAAGUGCUGAACGGGACGACUAUUUUACUAACACAUAUAUAUAA
Messenger RNA from Plasmodium reichenowi, 1359 nucleotides. RefSeq names its product tubulin gamma chain, putative. Gene Ontology annotation, cellular component: cytoplasm; centrosome; spindle. Gene Ontology annotation, molecular function: structural constituent of cytoskeleton; GTP binding. Lineage: Eukaryota; Apicomplexa; Aconoidasida; Haemosporida; Plasmodiidae. The record is from RefSeq and is a predicted model, not a curated record. Gene Ontology annotation, biological process: mitotic sister chromatid segregation; mitotic cell cycle; microtubule nucleation. Bases 1 to 1359 code for a protein of 452 amino acids. The transcript has a single exon.